AUGAAGAGGCAGAACGUGCGGACCCUGUCCCUCAUCGUCUGCACCUUCACCUACCUGCUGGUGGGCGCCGCCGUCUUCGACGCCCUGGAGUCGGACCACGAGAUGCGCGAGGAGGAGAAACUCAAGGCGGAGGAGACGCGCAUCCGGGGGAAGUACAACAUCAGCGGCGAGGACUACCGGCAGCUGGAGCUGGUCAUCCUGCAGUCCGAGCCGCACCGCGCCGGCGUCCAGUGGAAAUUCGCCGGCUCCUUCUACUUUGCCAUCACGGUCAUCACCACCAUCGGUUACGGGCACGCGGCCCCCGGCACGGACGCGGGCAAGGCCUUCUGCAUGUUCUACGCGGUGCUGGGCAUCCCGCUGACGCUGGUCAUGUUCCAGAGCCUGGGCGAGCGGAUGAACACCUUCGUGCGCUACCUGCUGAAGCGCAUCAAGAAGUGCUGCGGCAUGCGCAACACGGACGUGUCCAUGGAGAACAUGGUGACGGUCGGCUUCUUCUCCUGCAUGGGCACGCUGUGCAUCGGCGCGGCCGCCUUCUCGCAGUGCGAGGACUGGAGCUUCUUCCACGCCUACUACUACUGCUUCAUCACGCUCACCACCAUCGGCUUCGGCGACUACGUGGCGCUGCAGACCAAGGGCGCGCUGCAGAAGAAGCCGCUCUACGUGGCCUUCAGCUUCAUGUACAUCCUGGUGGGGCUGACGGUCAUCGGCGCCUUCCUCAACCUGGUGGUCCUCAGGUUCCUGACCAUGAACAGCGAGGACGAGCGGAGGGACGCCGAGGAGCGGGCGUCCCUGGCCGGGGCCCGGAACAGCAUGGCCAUCCACGUGCCCGAGGAGGCGCUGCGGGGCCGGGCGCGCUGCAAGGCGGACGGGGACCUGCAGUCCGUGUGCUCCUGCUCCUGCUACCGGCCGCAGGGCCGCGCGGGGGGCCGGCCCGCGGGCCACCAGAACUCCUUCGGCGCCCAGCUCGGCCCGCAGUACUUCCACUCCGCCUCCUACAAGAUGGAGGAGAUCUCGCCCAGCACACUGAAGAACAGCUUCUUCCCGUCGCCCACCAGCUCCGUCUCGCCGGGGCUGCACAGCUUCACGGACGUGCACAGGCUCAUGCGCCGGCGGAGGUCCAUCUAG
Eptesicus fuscus (big brown bat) is the source of this 1125-nucleotide messenger RNA. RefSeq names its product potassium two pore domain channel subfamily K member 9 (gene KCNK9). The record is from RefSeq and is a predicted model, not a curated record. Bases 1 to 1125 code for a protein of 374 amino acids. Lineage: Eukaryota; Metazoa; Chordata; Mammalia; Chiroptera; Vespertilionidae. Gene Ontology annotation, cellular component: membrane. Gene Ontology annotation, molecular function: potassium ion leak channel activity. Gene Ontology annotation, biological process: potassium ion transmembrane transport; stabilization of membrane potential. The transcript is spliced from 2 exons.